CAUAGCUCAAUAUUAGUAUUUACUAGUUGAAGAGCUCGCCUUUUUUCAAUUUGAAAUGCAGAAGAAAACCUCUGCUGAUCGCCCUAACCUAACCACACCACCAUCCCCUUGACACCGCCGCUCCGAAAUCCAAAUGUCGUCGUCGUCGUCGCCGCCGCAGUGGCAGUGGGAAAACGCCACCGCCGGCGCCGUCGCCGGCUUCGCAACCGUUGCCGCUAUGCAUCCCCUCGACGUCGUCCGCACCAGGUUUCAAGUCAACGACGGCCGAAUCUCCAAUCUUCCGACUUACAAGAACACGGCGAACGCUAUCUUCACCAUUGCUCGAUUGGAGGGACUGAGAGGACUCUAUGCAGGUUUCUCUCCUGCUGUGAUUGGCUCCACUGUUUCCUGGGGUUUAUAUUUCUUCUUCUAUGGAAGAGCCAAACAGAGGUAUUCUAAAAACGGGGAUGAGAAGCUGAGUCCUGGUCUUCAUCUUGCUUCUGCAGCAGAAGCUGGUGCUCUGGUUUCUUUGUGCACAAAUCCUAUUUGGCUUGUAAAAACAAGACUGCAGCUUCAGACUCCUCUCCAUCAAACACGCCCUUAUUCUGGUUUUUAUGAUGCCUUGAGAACCAUAAUGAGAGAGGAAGGAUUUGCUGCACUGUAUAAGGGUCUUGGUCCUAGUCUUUUUCUGCAGGUCUCCCAUGGUGCUAUUCAAUUCACUGCAUAUGAAGAACUCCGUAAAGUUAUUGUUGACUUGAAGUCUAAACAAGGCACAAAUAAUUCUGGAAGUUCGGAUACUGUAUUGAAUUCACUUGACUAUGCAGCCUUAGGGGCAUCAUCGAAAGUCGCUGCCAUUCUUCUAUCAUAUCCAUUCCAGGUUAUACGAUCUCGAUUGCAGCAACGACCUAGUUCUGAGGGAAUUCCAAGAUAUAUGGAUAGCUGGCAUGUAAUAAGGGAAACAGCACGGUUUGAGGGUGUUCGAGGCUUCUACAGGGGAAUUACACCAAACCUUCUAAAAAAUGUUCCUGCUGCUUCAAUAACAUUUAUUGUAUAUGAAAAUGUACUGAAAUUUCUAAAAUAGCUAAAAGGAAUGAGUAGGUUUUUUCUCUUGGUUCUGAAUCAUGUGUAUUCUUUUUACAGAAACAUUAUUUGAGGUUGAAAAUGUGGGAAUGAAAAAAGUAUUGGAA
Molecule: messenger RNA, 1166 nt
Organism: Rosa rugosa (rugosa rose)
Lineage: Eukaryota; Viridiplantae; Streptophyta; Magnoliopsida; Rosales; Rosaceae
Product: folate transporter 1, chloroplastic
Exons: 10
Coding region: 134-1060 (308 amino acids)
Biological process (GO): nucleotide transport; folate import into mitochondrion
Cellular component (GO): chloroplast envelope
Molecular function (GO): FAD transmembrane transporter activity; folic acid transmembrane transporter activity
Source: RefSeq, a predicted model, not a curated record